This is a messenger RNA of Fonsecaea multimorphosa CBS 102226, 984 nucleotides long. RefSeq lists its product as uncharacterized. Lineage: Eukaryota; Fungi; Ascomycota; Eurotiomycetes; Chaetothyriales; Herpotrichiellaceae. Bases 1 to 984 code for a protein of 327 amino acids. The transcript is spliced from 3 exons. The record is from RefSeq and is a predicted model, not a curated record. Gene Ontology annotation, molecular function: molybdenum ion binding; catalytic activity; pyridoxal phosphate binding.
AUGUCCUUGAAGACCCCAUUGACGAUUCAGCAGCUGUUCAUCUAUCCUGUCAAGUCUCUCCCGCCCGUCCAAGUGUCGUCGGUGGAGCUCACCAACGAGGGGCUGCGCUUUGACCGAUGUUUCGUCUUGGUGAAUCCGCCCAAGGACGGCUCCCGCUUGGCGAAGUUCCUCACGAUCAAAAAGCAGUUCAAACUCGCCCUGUUUAAACCCACAAUAGAUGACAGCUGGACGAAAUUGACCAUCCAUCAUACGCGGGCCACUCCUCCAUCCUCAGUCACUGUGCCGCUAACUCCAUCGCCACUAUCUCUGCUGGCGAACAAGACCUUCGAGGUCAGCAUCUUUGGGACAACCGCAAUAGGCAUCGACCUAGGAGACGAACCGGCAGCCUUCUUCUCCAAACACCUCAAUCAGGACGUCCGUCUCUUGUCCAUAGGGGGAACCGGCCGUCGGGACAUUCCUGGGGCAGCAUAUAUCCCCAGCCAACGCAGUGCCCUGUCUCUAGCUCUCCAAGAAGGCCUGCAACCCCAGCGCAUCCGGUUUGCCGAUGCUGCUCCAUUACUCAUCACCUCCACGGCAUCUGAGCAAGAUGCCCGCUCGCGUCUUCCCCCUGAGUAUCAAUACGAGGACGUGAUACUGCGCUUCCGACCCAACAUCCACGUUGAUGUCAAGGGUCAACUCCCAGCCUAUGAUGAGGACAACUGGUCCUCUCUCCUGGUUCGAUCACAGUCGGAUGAGGCACAGGAAGUCACCAUCAAGUGCAUCUUCAGGACGGUCCGCUGCCUCAGCUUAAACGCAGAUCCUGACACGGGGGAAAUGAUCCAUCGUGAUCGGCAGCUCUAUGGCUUACUGGCCAGCGACAGGAGGGUCAACGACAAGUUUCCUCAUAAGCCUGUAUUUGGUCAAUACGCCUUCGCAGGUCCUUCUGGUGCCAUUCUGCGCACUGGAGAUACCGUCUAUGUAACGGAAAGGAACCAGCGAAGCUAG